CUUUCCCUGCAGAGGACCAAUGUUGCUUUGUUGAUGUGGGACUAAAGAGAGGAUUUUAUGACCAUGGAGCUAUAUGCAGUUCUCCUCUCUGCUGUUUUGGCUGGAGUUUUAGGCAAAAGCUCAGAGACUUCUGGAGAAGGAGAGUCCUGUGUGGAGUGCCCAGAUAACGUACAGACGACUUUCCGAAAGGGACAGAGAUACAGUUAUAGCUACUCUACUGUCACCAGCACUUUUUUACAAGGGGGGUCUUCUGAAAGGAGCCAGGUUGUGCUGGAUUGUACUGUACACAUAGACGCUCUAGAGAAAUGUCACAUGAUAUUAAAGCUACAAGAUGUACACAUGAGAGCAAAUGUGACAUCGAAACAAGGCUCAGAGACAGAGUUUGAGAGUUUAAGUGACGUCCUUAAAAGAUACCCUCUUCAGUUUUCCUAUCAUGACGGCAAAAUUCAAAAGAUUUGUCCAACAAGACUGGAGCCAACCUGGGCUCUUAACCUGAAGCGAGGGAUUCUUAGUGUGCUCCAGGUCACCCGGAAGACGUCAUAUGGAACUGGAACCGUUGAAGAGGUGGAUAUUGCUGGGAAGUGUCCUACCACCUAUGAAUAUAAAGGAGCGUCUGUGUGGAAGAGAAAAAUCUUAAACAAAUGCUCCCACAGAGUCUCGAGUUUUACAAACCUGCGAUCAGUUGCUCUUCCAGAUAAAACACAAAUCCUAGAUUCCCAUCUGGAGUGCAGGCAGAACUUCAAGGACAACAUCCUCACUGGGGCGUCGUGUGAUGAGUCGCACCUUGUCACUCUCUUCUCUAGGGACGGGAAUGGUGCCAAGACGCAAACGCAAACUGCCCUAAAACUGCUUAAAACAGAAGGGAAUGCGUCAAGCAAUAAAGCAGAAAUCAUGAAGGAUAUUUAUGUGACAAAUCUACUUUAUGAAAAGGAAAUUCAUUUAGCAAUGUUAAAAGGAGAGGAUGUGGCUACAACUGUGAGGAAUCUUUGUCUGGCUCCAAAUAUGAAUUUUGAGACUGCAGACCUGUUCAUGACUCUUGUGUUUGAACUUCGCCAGCUUUCUGCUGAAGCGCUGUCCGAUCUUUGGUUAAGAUCCUCUUUUAAAUGCCGUGACAACUGGCAACCGCUGUUGGAUGCCCUGCCAUCUUGUGGGACUGAAGCCUGUGUAGGGCUCAUGAAAGAUAUUCUGAUUUCUAAGGAAUUGGAUGAGGAUAAAGUAGACGCAUUCCUCUGGUCACUGGCAUUUAUUCCGGCGCCAACAACUGGCAUGAUCGCCUCCCUUACUACCUUGCUGCAAGAGCCCACUGUCAGUCAGAGUGCCUACCUGUCAACCACAGCCCUGAUUCACCACUUCUGUCUGGGCGUCACAAACUGUCAUGAAAUACCUGAGGUUCAGGCUGUAAUGAGGAUUUUGCAAGAGCAACUAGGAGACAACUGUACUGCUCCGGAACCAGAAGACGUGCACAAGGUGCUGAUUCUUCUGAAAGCCAUUGGGAAUGCAGGACUGGCCGCUUCGCCAUUAAUUCAAACGCUGACUUCUUGUGCUUUCCAUAAAAGUAAUCCAGCUGCAAUUCGAAUCGCCACAGUGGAAGCCUUCAGGCGAAUUCCCUGUUCAGCUAAUCGAAACGCAUUGGUGCAACUAUAUCAAGCGGCAGACGAAAGCGAAGAAAUAAGAAUCGCUUCGUACUACACAGCGAUGAAAUGUCCCAGCCGCGAGCUCUUUCAUAUUGUGCGACACACUUUGAGACACGAGAGAUCAACACAAGUGGGAUCUUUUGUGUGGAAUCACCUGUCCCAGUUACUGGAAUCUGACGACCCACUAAAAAGAGAUAUCGGAGACUUUCUUCCUGAGGACAUAUUGAGCAAGGAGUUUGAGGGAGAAUCCUGGAAAUAUUCAACAUACUCAGAUGCAACAGUUCACUCAGAAUCUACAGGAGCCAAUGUGGAGGCUUCGCUGGUGUUCACACCUUUGUCCUUCAUUCCUCGGUCAGCGAUGGCCAAUCUUACAAUACACAUAAUGGGACGAGCAGUGAAUGUGCUAGAGACCAGCAUACGUUUAGAAAAUGCUGAGGACAUUCUGAAGAAAAUGUUGGGUCAUCACUCUUCUACAUUAAGUGAAUUCUUUGGUUUGAAAGACGUGGAAGACAAACACGCUGGUGCUGAGAGUCCUAUGGAGACAGUUUCAAAAGUCAAUGAGAGGAAACAAACAUCUAAGAGGUUUACCCAUGGAGAGCAUACGGAGACAAAAUCUGCUCAGCAGAAGACAAAGAAAUCCAAUCACAGCUGCCCUAGUGGAAAGUAUACCAAACUGGAUGAAUUACAGCACAAGUUUACAAAAGGAAUGGAAAACAGAAAGGAAAUGAAAUGUGGAAUAAGUGUGAAGAUAUUUGGCAAUGAGCUCAGCUUCUUAGACUGUGAUGGCAUAAAAAAUACAAUGAAACAGUUUUCUCUGAGUAUGGCAGAGCUGGCUGUGAAACUUCUUAAGGGCCAGGAGGUUCAGUACAGUAAGAGGUUUAGCUUGGCCACAGAAGAAGGAACCUUCCCAGUUAUCUCUGGAAUUCCUGUCCAGCUCUCUCUCAAUGCUACAGCAUCAACAAACAUCAAAAUCAGAGGGAACAUGGAUUUCAAGCAGCAAUCUCAUUUUUUCAUUAAUGGAUAUAUAAAACCAAGUGCUUUAAUCCAGCUCUCAGCUCAAAUGGGGACCGUGGGGACCCUGGGGAAAAUUGGCCUGAGAUGGGAAACUGGAAUAAGAGCGAUGAACAGUUUGGAUGGAGGAAUCCAAGUAAAAAGAGGACAAGAGUUAAAAGUUUUCCUGAAUACCCCAGAGGAGCAUAUGGAAAUUCUUAAUUUUAGUUCCAAACUGUAUCUUGUAACCUUAGACGGGCUGAAGAAAAUGAAUAAUCCCAGAAAUCAAAUGGAAAGAAGAUCGUGUUUAAACGAGGAAGUGUCUAAACUGCUGGGCUGGCAGCCAUGCGUGGAUCUGUCCUAUCCUGACACUCCCAGUCUGUUACCGCUACCGUUGUCCGGCCCAGCAAAAGCAUCAAUUACCCUAAGGAAACAGGACAAGGGUCUGCGCCAGUAUCUCCUAGAGGCUUCAUACAACCAUGUUUCUCAGAAGGAUGGUUGGUUUCCAAAUGAAGCAAGUUGCCACUUUUUUAUGGGAACCCCAAAAUCUGAGUUUAAGAGGGACGUUGGAAUCGAUUUGCACUUCAAUAUCUUACAAAGGAAAUUUAAGAUGAAGAUUGUACAUCCGAAGAAAAAGAUUCAGUUGGAUGGAAAACUUGAAUCUUCUAGACAUUCAAAAAGUGGAUACUUGGAACUAAUCUUAGAUGAUAAGGAGGCGUAUUAUAUAAAGGGGAUGACGGAGUUGCAGACAGUGAGUGGAGAACAGAGGUACACAGCUCAGGCAGAGAUAAAACCCACCAGGUUUGGCAGCCCUAUUAUACUCUCUGGGAAUAUCACCAAGCAGCUUGGCAAGAAAAUAACAUUUGCAAUAGCCCUGAACAAUUUAUUAAAGGAAACAGCUUUUCUUUCAGCACACAUUGACAAAAAAGCUGAUGAUAAAUUGACUCAGUACUCAGUGGAUGGGGAAGUUUUCCUUCCGGGUUUAUUGGGCGCAUACGCCAUUGGACUUCUCCAGCAGCGCGGAAAUUUAUGGUCGAAUGCUGUAAGAAUUAAAUAUGGACUUUUAGCUGACGCAAAACAUCUUCGCCACGAAUGUGACACGGCUCAAAAAAUAAAAAUGGAGACUAAUUCUGAUGAAGACUACAGUGUGGAUAUAGAGCAUGAGUUCCACUGUACCCAGGUUCAGUCAGUUAAUCACAAGGUGCACUUACACCACGAGGAAGACUCUCCCCACAUACACUCACUUUUGGAAGUCAGCUAUGGAAAACACUGGGACGAAAUCAACAAUAAGAAAAAACUUUUCAUCAGCCAGACUUUAAAAAAUAACUCAAAUCCAUUGAAAUCCAGCUAUUUUAUGGAGUUUGCGAUGCAAGUUGCAGAGAAGCAGGUGAAUUAUCGGACACAACUUUUACACACAUAUUCUGCUCUGGAAAGUAACACUAACUUCAAGGUACAGUACAAUGACCGAGUACCGUUUGUAGCUGGAUUGCAAUGGAAAGAUGCCUCUAAAAAUGGACUGCGAAAAUGGGAAGGGGCGUUCACUACAGAUACCCCGUGGCUCUAUCUCUACUCUGGUCUCAAACUCAACCAGCUGAAACAUAAUUCCUACCAGACGACACUGGAUCUGACCACUGGGAAAGCUCUGACCAUCAAGAACCUAUUGUUGGACGCAUUCUACAAAGAUAACGGAAGUGAGAAAGAGGGGCGAAUUCACAUACACACACCUACGGUUACAUACCUGAGAGUAUCCACUGUACAUGUCGUGGGCAUUAGCACUUUCAGAAGCUACAGUGAAAUGGUCUCACUGUGGACUCAUCUGUUUAAGAAUGAAAUUCAUCUGGAGAAUAAUGAAAAAGCAAAGUCAUUUUGCUUUAAGAUCAAGUGUGCAAGACGCGAGUUUAAUUUAACAGCUGAUUACAGAUGUAUGGAAUCGCCUCUGAAAUCCAAUUUCUCAGUGAAGACUGUAUGGGCUGAUCAGAAGGGACCUCCACUAGUCUUACAGCUGGACGGGCACAUAGAAGAACUAAAGAAGGAAAAAAUGUUAUAUCAGAAACAAGGGCUAAUUCAUUUCAGGCAUCCUUUUAAGCUGCCGGUCCCGCAAAAUAUUCUUAUCCAGGAGACAUUUACGGUCGAUAAGACAAAGAGGAAUUACAUCCUAGAGACCAGAUUGCGGCUGGACAGGACAGAUGAAUGUGUCCAGACUCUAGUUUUUGGAUACCAGACUGACAAUCCCUAUGUCUGCGCCAGUUUAUUACAUCCCUACAAGAUGCACAUUAUCCCCAACAACAUUGAAGUUUGUGCUCAAACAAAAAGACAAGUAACUGGGAAACAGGAAGUUGAGGCUUCUAUCAAAGUUAACAAAAAAGAUGUGUUUGGUCUCACAGGCAAAUUGCAGACUAAAUCCAGUAAAAAAGAGUUAUGGCAUAUUUUACGAAUGGAUAUGACUCAUUCUUUCCAGGUAAGGUUCCCGCGUGUCCUGGUAUUUGAUGGAGAAGUUUUCUCAAGGCAGAGCAAGCAUGACGACUUCGAUCAUGGCGCAAACGGGAGAAUCGUUAUUAACAAAAAUGAUAUGCUGCAGUUACUUUUCCGAAUAAAUGGAUCCCUGAAUCAUGUAGGGUUUUAUUCGCAAUUAACGCAUCCGUAUCAGCUGAAAAUUCCUCAAGACCUUCAGGUGCAUGCUUCAGCCAAACAAUAUGGCGCUAAGAAUGUAAAUGGAACAUUGUCGCUUCACAGCAAUGGGAAAGAUUUGGUCUUGGUUGAAAUUGAUUUGAGUAAUGACAAGAAGAAGAACGUUGGGAUGAUUGGACUUAGUGCAUCAUUGCAUCAAGUGGUUCUGUCAGAGCCAGAGUUUGCACGCUUAAGGAUAAUUGGAAAAGCUUUGCCUUCCAGAUUAUCCCUGUUUUCUGAAAUGAAGAUAAAUGAAAAAUCUUUAAAGAUUGAUCUACUGGGCUCAAAAGAGCAGAAAGUUGGUUUUGUGUUGUCCUUUACUGGAAAUGUUCAACACAACAUUGACGAUUUGACCGUUAUACCUAAUCAGUUGUCGGUGGAUGGAGCUUUGAAACAAAAGAAAAAUCUUAAUGAGGGUUACAUUUUCUUUGUAAAGAACCAGGAAAUGUACCAAAUUCAUCUGAGGAACAGGAAUGUGCUCGGGAACAACAGCCUGCACAAUAUUAGUUUGACUCUAGCGCAGAACGGAAGCCGCGCGUUUCCCACUGAAACCAAACUCAGGGCUCACGUACAGGUGGAGGAAUCACACAGCAGCGGGGAGGUUUGCAUACAGGUGGAUGAUAAAUUGCUGUGUAUGGAUCUUUUAAAUGCUGGCGACUUAGAGCAUCGCGGUAUCAGAGGAAGACUGACACACAAUAUUGUCUCCUUGCGGAAUGCAGGAAUUCCUGUAGAAAGCGCUGUUGAAGUGACACUCAACAACAAAAGCAUCAACCGUACGUGUAUUUUAUCACUGGACACUGGGAACAGCAGGAUUGAUAUUUCUGUCGGGCUAGAGAGAUCCUCGACACAGUCACAGUUAAUGACAAGUUUAAGACAUAAUGUAUCUGAUCUAAAAUAUCACGGACUACCAUAUAAUAUAGAUGGAAUUUGCUACUACCAGAGUUCCAGCAAGAGGUUUGCAACAGGAGUGACUGUUUAUGUGGAGAAUGAACAAAUUAAGGCUGAAAUCAACAAGAGAACAAUUGGAAGCUCCUCGGAUAUUAUUCUUCAUCUGCACAAUGACCUCAGCUCUAUCAAUAACAUUGUACCAUCCAGUAUAAAGGUCAUUUGCAAUGGAGAAGUUAAUUCUAACAUAUUUUACAGUCACUGCCAUGGAGAAAUUGCAAGAACCACAUUGGAGGUUUCAGUUCCUGUGAAGUCUUCAUUUAAUGGAUCUCUUCUGACUAAUGGAGAUAAAACCAACGUGUUUGGGCUUGUGACUUCGGGUGAUACCUUUGCUCGGAUAAACAUUAAUGCAGAGACUGGUUUACAGAAUAGCAUUGAAAUUGGCUUCAGACACUCAUUGCCGCAGCUUUAUUCACUGGGGGUCGCUAAAGACAACAAGAUAAAGUUCUCAGCGACCAUACAGGGUAGAAAUACUGCUCAGUUGGAUGUGGCGAUUGGGAAAUGUAUCCUUAAAGCAAAUGGUGCCACAAAGGUGGAGAACAAUGGAACCUCCGCAUCCUUCAAUUGGACAACGUCAGUCAUUAACUCAUGUAGCACCCUAGAGAAUCUAAAUAUUCCUAAGAGCCUGGUUAUGAAUGGAUCUGUACUGGGAAAUCCUUGCAACUUUGGACUUUCUUUAAGAUUAGAACAUGACGGCAAAGAUGCCAAACUGCAUCUUGUAACAUCUUGUGAACCCUUCUCCUUGCUGGGGUCACUGAACCACUCUAUACAGCAUCUUUCCAAGCUCGGGCUACCAUCUGCAAACCUGAUUGUGCUCUCUGCAGCAGCAGCGCCCUCCGCAGGUGUAACAAUGUCUGUGCAAUCUGGGCAGUGCCGAAUCCUGGCAAAGGCAGAGAGCAACUCCAACAACAUAACCAAGUGGAUGUUACUCACUGAAACCGAUUGUAAGCUGCUAAAGGAUCUCAAUAUUCCAGCUCAAUCUGCAGUUAAUGGCUCUCUUGUGAUUAAUGGCUGUAAAUCUGAAUUUCUUUGUAUGGUCAUGUCCAACGGCAACGCGUCCGAACUUCAAAUAAGAACAGAGUGCAAUCCGAAGGCACAAGUGGAAGUAGUAUUUAGGCACAAUUUGUUUCUACUUCAGGAAGUAAAUGAGGAGAGUCGGUUGUUGGUCAGAGUUGGAAAACAAUCGAACUAUGACUUUGACAUUUUGUUAAACUCAGGAAAUUGUACAUUCGAAGGGAAAGGCGAGAUUUAUACUGAGAACAAAUUACAGUGGAAGAUGCUCCUGGAAAAUAAAUGCAAAUCGGUGCAGGAUCUUGGGGCUCCACGUAAAAUCAACGGCUCUGGUCAUAUCGCUAUCAACAAGAAGACAAACUUGGACUCUCAGAUGUUAAUUAUGGUUGAUGAACGUGCAGUGCAGGGAUCACUGAGUCUGAAAGCUGCAGAGAAGAAGCAGCAGCUGGGGGGUAUCCUCAUGCAUAAUAUCCGGCCUGCGGUGGCCUUUGGGAUCCCAGAAAAGACAGCAGUGGACAUUACAACAGAAAGAGACAGUGAACUUUAUAAACGCUCCGUUCAGCUCAGUUUGGAUAAUAAAAAGAUUGCUGAAGAAAUGAGCUUUAUUCAGAAGAUUGAUCACAUUUCAAUAAAUUACAAAAUAAACCACAACCUCGACACUCUAAAGAAGUUGCUUUCUGAAGACACUAUGGAAUUAAAGGCUUUUGUAGAUCUGAAAGAAACACGAAAUGUGAGUGUAGUAGCCUGGUAUGGGCCACACCUGGUGAAUGCCUCAUUACAACUGAAGAUUAAUGAUACUGAAACCAACGUGACCGGCCUGUUACACCACAACUGGCCCAAGCUCCGUAACAGUGGGAUUCCCGUUUCCACACAGGCUUCUCUGAAUAUUCAAAGAACUGAUGUAAAACACGAGAUCUCUAUACAGAUGUCAGCAGAGCAGAUGUUCAUUGGUGGAACGGCCGCUUCUCUCUGCACAGCAAAGGAGUGUAGGAUUCUCUUCCAAAGCAGUCACAAUAGUGAAGCUUUUAUCAGAUCCGGAUACCCGAAAAUAAGCAGCUUGGCAGGAAGACUGCGCAGAGAAGGGGAUACAUCAAGUGCUGCUUUUGAUAUGGAGCUGGAUAAGAAACAGUUCAGUGCAGACGUGAACAUCUCAGCGCAACAAGUUGGCCGUUUUGAAAUUGUUGCUGGGAUAAAACACCAUGUUCCUGUUCUCCGGAGUCUGGGAAUUCCCAGUACCACUCAGAUGCUGAUGCAAGUCGCGCUAACCAAAGCAGACGUCGCUGGGAUUCUGAAGCUGAGCUCAGACCAGAUGAGAAAACUUUUUAUUUCUGUAAAUGCAAGAAGUGGACAGCAGAGCGAUGAACUGAAAAUAAACGCACUGCACAACAUCUCGGUUCUCCAACUCUAUAUCCCAACGUCAUGCGCCCUGGUCACACAAGUAAGUUACUCAGCUAAUGAAGCUGGAGGAAAUGUUUCCCUUGUACUGGAUGAGAGAGAGAUUUAUGUAUCUGCAAAGUUUAACAAUACCGGAGCCAGUUACUUGAAGACUCUGCAGCUAAGGCACUCUAUACAACAGUUAAAAAACCUCCCGGCACAGAUUGUGAUAAAGACAGUUUAUGAAAAAAUCAACAAGACGCGCAGACUGAAUCAUAUAACAUUGUGGGGAAGAAAAGAAUUAACACUGGUUGGAUCCUACACAGGGCAGUUCCCCAAAUUAUCUGGUAGUCAUGAAAUUAGUGGUGAAUUUUCUCAGUCAUUGAACCUCCCGAUUCUUCCUAACGCCAAAGUCAGAGUAAACACAGAGCACUCCGCGCAUACCCAUCAGGACCUCAUUGUCCUGGGCUGGGAUGGUAAAGAGCAGGUUGGAAUCUCUUCAUCAUUGAGGAUCAGGAAGGAACGACUAGACUUCCGAGCAAGUUUGACUCACCCAUUUAAGUUUAUGCUAAAGCAAAUGGAAAUCAGUUCUUUAACCGAGAGCAAAGGGAGCAGAUACAGCCAGCAGACACAAAUUGCAUGGAAUAAAGGACAACCUGUCACUUUCAGAAUCAUCUUGGAGGACAAAUUAACUAACAUCUCUAAAGUUUGCAAUGCCUGUGUGACAGUAUUGCCAGGUCAGGUCCAGCAACUUUUGGGCAUAGGAAACCUUCAAGCGUGUGGAUUUAUGGAAAGGGCAUUAAACACAUUUCAUGAAAGCGUAGCCAUAAGAUGGGAUGACAAACAAAUCAGACAAAGCCUGAUGUACGAGACAAGUCGUGCACCACAUCCUGAUAGCCUCCAGAUUAAUGCCAUGUUUGAAAAUGUCUUCUAUGCGGUCUGUAACAAGCAGCAGAUCACAACUAAAAUACACACAAAUUUCAUGGACAUGUUGGACCAUAGUCUGGAACUGGACUUCUGCAAUCUUCCACAUCCUUUUGUACUAACUGGCAAACAUCAACUUAAUGCAGAGCAACUUCUGAAAUCUGAGACCCGUUUUAUCUUCUCGCCAAAUUCAAGCGAUGACACAUUGUUUUUAUUGGCCUUGCAUGACUAUGGAACAGCUCACUCACAUAAUUAUUCAUUCAACUUUAAAAUGAAAGCAUCUGAGGAUGUUCAGAUUGGAGUCCUUGGAAGAUAUUUGGCUUCUCCUGACGACCAUCAUUUACUGCUCGAAGGGAGGUUGGAUGAGAAUGAAAAAUGGGUUCUAGAUGCUUCCAAGGGAGAGAAAUGUUUAGAGAUGAACGUUGCACAUAAACUUCAGGGAGAUAUUGGGGUGCAGGGAGUAGUGCUGAGCGCAUGUGUGGACCCCAAACAUCUGAUUGCAUUGAACUCUUAUCUGAAUGUCAAUGGAACAAAACAUGAGCAACUGGGGCAGUUACUGCUCUCAGCCGCUGACCAGAGUCUGAGUCUUUCCUACCAAGGCUGCGGCGAUACGAUAGCCAGAGCAGAGACCUUCAUUAGCAACCUUGGAUCUCACCUGAAAAUGCAACUUACAGAGAUGAAAAACAAAAUAGAAAAAUAUGUUAAAGGAGUUCAGCAAAGAGUGCAGCAAUAUGACUUCCUGUAUGACGGAGUGGCUUUGCCGUACAGAAUCUUGCAGGAUGUAGCUGGGCUUUUGCAACUCGGUCUGAAGGAGGUGAACCAGCUUUGGAAGGAGAGUAGCCUGAGACACAUUCUCCGACAUGACCUGCCUAUGUACUUUGAAAUAAUAAAUAAUCUAGUCCAACAGAUGCAAGUGGAAUUGCAAAAACCGCUGGCCACGCUAAAGGAAGCUUAUUAUGACGCAACACUAAAACCACUGGAUAACGUUUGGCAAGAAAAGACUGAAAACUUCCUAAAAAAAGUCCAUGGGCUCCUCCCCAGUAUAGUCAAGGAUGAGUGGUUAAUGGAACCAGUGAGACGAUUGCUAGAUGCAGUAAAGGCUGGUGUGGAUGUGGGAUCCAAUCAGCUUUUGAAAUGGACAGAGGCCAAACUUGCCAGAGCUGUUGGCAAAAUUCGCAAACCUCUGACAAACUUGUUCAGCUCUUCCAGCAACUGCUCAGUGACCUUGAUCCUUCCAGUAGAGUAUCACCCCAUAGACCUAACAAACAUCACACAUUACGUUAUCGAAGAGAAACUGAUGAAGCCCCUGAAGGAAAUGUAUAGUGUGAACCCUAUGGCUGAGUUCUACAGGUUUAAACGGAAACUCAUGGAAAGUCCUUUUGAGUACCAUGCACUGUUGAUUGGCCAUAAACAUGUUUUGACUUUUGAUGGACAUAUGGUUGACUUGAAUUCAAAAUGCAGUCUGUUGUUGGCUAAAGACUUUUCAAAUGACACAUUUACUGUGAUACUGAAUCAGGGAACCAGUGAACAGAGAUCUCUUCAUGUUGAAAUGAAUAAGGUUGCGCUUGACAUAUAUCCUGGGAUGAAGAUAGAAGAGAACUGCCAGAAUGUUGACCUUCCUUUAUCUAAAAAUGGUAUUACAAUAAAAAAAGAUGCCAAUAAAAUUGAAGUGUCCAAUCAAGUAGGAGUCUCAGUGCAAUGUGACAUUCACCAUGACGUGUGUAGUGUGACACUGCAAGGCUGGCAUCAUGGAGUCUCGGCUGGUCUGUUUGGCACCAAUGACAAUGAAGCACAGAAUGAUUUUCUGCUACCGGAUCACUCUCACACAAACAGCUCACAGGAUUUCUUGCUCAGGUGGCAGGUUGACAGCCAGUGUAACCCUGCAAGGAAGAAGCCAAAGGCUUGUCCCACUGCACAUCACCACAAGCUAUGUAAAGCCUUGUUCCAGGGAGCCCGCUCCGUACUCAGAAACUGCUUUAAAGUGAUUUCUCCAACACCGUUCUACAGCUUGUGUGUAGAUGAUAUAUGCGAGUCAAAUGAUAUAAAGCCCAUCUGUAAUCUGGCAGCGGCCUAUGUCCAUCUGUGCAACAGAAACUUUGUUCCAAUUGAAAUCCCUUCCCAUUGUGGGUGAAAAUGUGUAUUAGUCAUGCUGACACUAGAAUGUAGCAACACCGAGUGUAUUUCUGAUCAUAUAACAUUCUGUGUUUGCAAAAGCCAACAUGAGAUCUUGGAUUACCAGACUCUGCAAUGUAAAACAAUGCAGCAAAGUAAAGAAAAAAGGACUUACUUGUGCCCUAGCAAAUUGUUAUUGUUAGUAAAUCAUCUUUAAAUUAAACAGACCAUCAGUUGCUCAGCAUUUAAUGUAUAUACGUGAGGUAGAUUAUCACACAAAUCUUCCAUGUAAGAUAUUCAGAAAUCUAAUUGCUGCUAACCAACUACAUACAGAGUAACUGAAAUGUGACAAUGUGCUGUAUAAUGUCCCAUUUACUGUAGUGGAGAUACUUGGAUAUAUAAAUAUUAAAGUAUUUUUCAAUAUUAACAA
This is a messenger RNA of Bombina bombina (fire-bellied toad), 12087 nucleotides long. RefSeq lists its product as uncharacterized. Gene Ontology annotation, molecular function: lipid carrier activity. The record is from RefSeq and is a predicted model, not a curated record. Lineage: Eukaryota; Metazoa; Chordata; Amphibia; Anura; Bombinatoridae. Bases 58 to 11676 code for a protein of 3872 amino acids. Gene Ontology annotation, biological process: lipid transport. The transcript has 74 exons.